Messenger RNA from Mixia osmundae IAM 14324, 741 nucleotides. RefSeq lists its product as uncharacterized. The record is from RefSeq and is a predicted model, not a curated record. The transcript is spliced from 3 exons. Lineage: Eukaryota; Fungi; Basidiomycota; Mixiomycetes; Mixiales; Mixiaceae. Bases 1 to 741 code for a protein of 246 amino acids.
AUGAGCAUCGGCUGCGAACGCGUCCGUCUACAUCUUUGGUUCGCAAUGCUCAGCAGUACAGUCGUCAUCACAAUGCGUCAUGUCUUGAUCGUCGCUUUUCCUCCCACGAGCUCUUCCCGAGACCUGUGUAUGACGUUUCCGAGGGUCGAUCCGACAGUCGAUGAUAGACGUCAAAGGCGUGAUCGCCCUUUUGACUCGCCCUCUAUGACCAUCAUCCUUGCGCGUCUCUCGUUCUUCACGGUUUCGGCUGUCCGACGCCUCAAAGCGUUGGCGCUUGCCCUCACGAUAGCAAAGAUUGCUGUACGCGCCGCUCCAAGAGUCCCGGAGACUCGGAACCGGUGCUUGGGCUUCGAGACAUGCAUCGUCUCGUGUGUCUCGCCGGAUGGGAUUGUUAAUGCAGGUUAUUCAUCUGCGCCAUUGGUUGCGCUGACAUCGCUGGCAUACAGACCGUCGCCAGUCUCAAUCGCGAAAUGUGGCUCCUUCGGUACACUGAAAAUCAAACAAGACCCGACAAUUGUGUCGCCGCGGCUCAUAUGCAACGUUGAUGGCAGUUCGUCAAGCCCUUCGGAGCGCAAGUAUCGCAUGGAGGGACUCUGGUCAAUGCCAUUUGCAGACAGUGGAUCUUUCGCACGUAAAGUCGCUCGUCGUCAGUGUGAUACCCGAUCUGAAUGGCGCAAACAGCAAUACUACAUACUUGCUGUGCCGUUGAGCACCAUUUCGCAGUCGAUCUUGACGUCAUGA